CGCCAUUCAUGAUGACCACGCCUUUAUCGCCAUGAGGACAUGCGCCCUCCUCGGCCUUUUCUCUUCGGCUCUGUGCUUCCUCCGGGCACCCAUGCACCGGUCGCUCGCGCUGCGCCGCGCGUGCCCGGCGCGCGGCCGGCGCACGGCGAGGGCGGCGAGCUCGGCGGUGCAUGUACUGGCUUGCGCGACGGAGUAUCGGCAGGAGACGGCCAUUCUGCAGAGGAGCGCCAAGCGAAAUGGCUUUCGUUUCCAUACGGUGGGCCUGGGAGAACCCUGGCGCGGCUUUGCCACCAAGUUCUUAGCCUACGAGCGUCGUUUGCGAGAGCUGCGGGAGCGCCUUCCACCGGAGCAACUGGUGAUGUUGCUGGAUGCCUGGGACACGGUGAUCUUGGGCUCAGUGGAAGAGCUGCACCAGAAGAUGGCGCGGCUCCCGCCAGGAUGGCUCCUCUGCGGCGCGGAGCGGGUCUGCGGGCCAAACCACUUCCUGGUGGCGCAAAUCGAAGCGCUCUUCCCCGAUGGGCACACGCCCUGGAGAUAUCCCAACUCCGGUGGCCUGGUGGGACCCUUGGAGGUGAUGCUGGAGCUCCUACAUGAUCUAGUUCAUGACACGGAGAAUGGCCUGGCAUUGCCAGCAGAGGAGAAUGACCAGGUGCGGCUGCAUGACUUCCUCAUCGCGCGCGCUGCGCAGGGCCGCGCGUUUCCGAUGCGUUUGGACACGGAUUGCGAGGUCUUCCAGUGUAUGUACGAGGAACAGCCCCAGUGGCAGGUUGACCUGUCGGGGCAGAAACCACGACUGCGAAACCAGCUCACGCAGAGCCAGCCGCUGGUGGCGCAUGGCAAUGGCCACACUGGAAGGUGGUUCUUGUCUGCCAUGUACAGCGAGAUGAAGCUGCUGGAUCAUCUGGGCCUGUCCAUGGCCGAGCUGCAGCACUUGCAGCACGAGAUGCCCGUGCCCCCAGGCACCGAAGUGACCGAGGAGAUCAAGGCUGAGUACUGCCCCUGGUGGUACAUGCCCGGCUGCUCGAGCUGAGGAGAUAGCUCACCGUGCCGGUGAUGUCGGACAAGGAGUCGGGGCUUCCGGUGGUACAUGUCCCACAGGACUCGAAGGGCUCAAUCUUCCCAAGUGGGGGGUUGUAUAGGGACUGGUAUAAAACAGUCUUGGGGAUUUGAGCCAAGAGUUCUAUCCUUCCCACUUCCACCAGCGGUUUUGGGGUGCCCCAAGCAGACCUGUACAGCAGGUGAUCCAUCAAUUCCCCUCAUAGCUACGCCGUGGUGAAAAAGGACAACCCGAAAAAUCGCAUCUCUGAAGCCCUUGCGGAGGGUUGCAGAUCGUUUGUUGGAGGUGUUCUCAGCGACCAUCCGAAUGAUUUAUUUUUUUCACGUGGCGCGCCCAGGAAUGCACAAGGGUGCCACCGAUGGCUUUGCGACCUUCCGAAGCAUCCGAGAGAUGAUGUGCGGCCGCGGCUGAUCAAAGCUUGCCCCCUUGAUGGCCGCGGUGGAUGAAAAGGGCGGAAAAAAGCGGCUACUGAACGACAACACUUAAAAAAGAAGCUGACUUUGAGGUCAAGACAUGGGUCAUGAUAGUCUAUGAUGG
Molecule: messenger RNA, 1594 nt
Organism: Durusdinium trenchii
Lineage: Eukaryota; Dinophyceae; Suessiales; Symbiodiniaceae
Source: the annotation of a GenBank genome assembly